AGAAACCGAGACCAUGGAUGCCCGAUGGCUUGACUACCCUGCCUCUGGAGACUUGCCAGAUGAUGAAGACAUUGGUGAAUUUGGGCCUCACUUAACUUCUGAUGGGUUAGAUAUAGAUGAGGCAUCUGGGUCUGGAGACUACCCAGACUCUGAAGAUGCCAUAUAUCUGACCACCAUGGAUACUCCUGCGAUAUCUGACAACUAUAUCCCUGGAGAUACUGAGAGAAAGAUAGAAGGUGAGAAGAAAAACACAAUGGUGGACAAUGAAAUCAUUCCAGACAAAGCUGUACCUGUUGAAGAGAACCUGUCCAACAAGAUCUCCAUGGCUAGCACAGCCAACAGCAGCAUCUUUGAAAGAACAGAAGUCCUUACAGCUCUCAUUGCAGGAGGGGCAGUGGGUCUCCUGUUCGCUGUCUUCCUGAUCCUGCUCUUAGUCUAUCGCAUGAAGAAAAAGGACGAAGGCAGUUACGACCUUGGGAAGAAACCGAUCUACAAGAAAGCCCCUACAAAUGAGUUCUAUGCUUAGAGCUCAGCAGCACCUUCUGCCCAUCAAGGGACAAACGGACUGUAUGGAAACACUGUGCCCUCAGAUGAGAUGUGCUGAACAAAUGCUCUUUUUGGAUUGAAUUUCAAAGCGACUUCGAGAAAAAACAAACUUCCUACAUGACCCUUCCCAUCCUGCUCAGCUAACAGGGGCCCAAUGAAAUACAAAGAGUCUGAAAAA
Molecule: messenger RNA, 724 nt
Organism: Charadrius vociferus (killdeer)
Lineage: Eukaryota; Metazoa; Chordata; Aves; Charadriiformes; Charadriidae
Gene: SDC4
Product: syndecan 4
Exons: 4
Coding region: 14-526 (170 amino acids)
Biological process (GO): cell migration
Cellular component (GO): membrane; cell surface
Source: RefSeq, a predicted model, not a curated record